Molecule: messenger RNA, 921 nt
Organism: Desarmillaria tabescens
Lineage: Eukaryota; Fungi; Basidiomycota; Agaricomycetes; Agaricales; Physalacriaceae
Product: aquaporin
Exons: 9
Coding region: 1-921 (306 amino acids)
Biological process (GO): water transport; glycerol transmembrane transport
Cellular component (GO): plasma membrane
Molecular function (GO): water channel activity; glycerol channel activity
Source: RefSeq, a predicted model, not a curated record
AUGUCUCGUUCUACAGAGAAACCCCGCCAGUCCUCCGCCAGCUUGGGAGAUAUCCCGCCUACGGAGUCCAACCUUGAACCUGUGCCCAUGCGUGAGGUCCAGGUUGAACCUAACUGGUGGUGGAAGUAUCGCCAAAUCCUCCGGGAACCCGCCGCCGAGUUCACUGGUACAAUGCUCCUCGUCAUCUUUGGCACAGGCGUCAACUGCCAGGCCGGGUUGUCCACCAAUUCAGGAGUGGCGUCCUCUCCCAAAGGCGACUGGGGUUCAGUAUGUUUGGGCUGGGGAGCAGCUAUCGCACUUGGUGCAUGGGUAAGCGGUGGUGUUUCGGGCGGCCAUAUCAAUCCUGCGAUCACUCUGGCUUUCGCUACAUGGCGUGGAUUUCCAUGGAAGAAAGUUCCUGUCUACAUUGUUUCUCAAUUACUGGGAGGAAUCGUUGGCGCGGGAAUUGUUUAUGCCAACUACUUCCAUGCGAUUGAUAUCGUGGAAGGAGGACGUGGCGUCAGGACUCUGCUUACGGCAGGAAACUUUGGUACAAUCCCUCUCGACUACAUGACGAAUGUGUCCUGUUUCUUCUCCGAGUUUCUGGGAACUGCGAUCCUUGUACUCGUCCUUCUUGCUGUCCUCGACUCGCGAAAUGGCGCGCCUCCGAGUGGCCUCGUCCCUCUCGUACUUUUCGUGACGUUCCUCGGAAUCACGGCUUCCCUGGGUAUGGAGACGUCAUUUGCGAUCAACCCUGCACGGGAUCUAGGUCCAAGGCUUCUUACCUCCAUGGUCGGUUACGGGAAAGCGGUGUACACGUUCAGAAAUCAUUAUUGGAUUUGGUGCCCUAUUAUGGCGCCAAUUCUAGGCGCACAAAUGGCUGCUAUGUUUUAUGAUGUAUUCAUAUAUCAAGGACACGAAAGCAUCGUUAACAGGCGGUAA